UCUCCAUGUUGCACAUGCUGAGUUCUGAGAGUCCUGAUAUGCUUGUCGCUUUCACAUAACCCUACACAAGCAAGGCCUACAAAAAAAUAAAAAAUAAAAAAUAAAAAAAAUAAAAGAACCUUAUCCGAGGACAAAUAUGUGUUGCACAUGGUUUUGGACACAGGAGCUUAUCAAGAGACAUUGAGCUAAUUCAACCAAGAAAAACAAGUGAACCGCUAAAUUUUCCAUGGCAGGCUUAAGCUGCCAAUUUUAUUGUGCCAUCCAUCAAAUUCCUCACAAAGCAAAGGUCAGAUCGUCUAUCUCUUGUUCCAUGCAGCCUUCUCAAAGCAAUAUCAAAGUUAUCAUAACUGGAGCAGCAAAGGAAAUAGGAAGGGCUGCCGUUGUUGCUGUGACAAGAGCAAGAGGAAUGGAGGUAGCUGGUGCAGUGGAUUCCCAUUUUGUAGGGGAAGAUAUUGGAAAGGUCUCCCUCGGUUUUUCUUCACUCCUGCUUAAAUCGCACAAAUAUCUACAUGCAAAAUUUUAAAAUUAUGAUCUCAUUCUUGGUAGUAGGUCUGUGAUAUGGAGGAACCACUGGAAAUACCCAUUCUAAAUGAUCUCACAAUGGUGUUAGGUUCAAUAUCUCAGUCAAAAGCAACAGGAGUUGUCGUUGAUUUUACAGACCCAUCUACUGUUUAUGAGAAUGUGAAACAGGCAGUAGCAUUUGGAAUGAGAAGUGUCGUUUAUGUGCCUCGAAUCAAACUUGACACAGUAUCAGCGUUAUCUGCAUUCUGUGAUAAAGCCAGCAUGGGUUGCCUAGUUGCUCCAACUCUGUCAAUAGGAUCUAUAUUGCUCCAGCAAGCCGCCAUUACGGCUUCCUUCCACUACAACAAUGUAGAAAUAGUGGAAUCCAGAGCAAGUGCAACAGACCUUCCCUCACAAGAUGCAAUCCAAAUUGCCAACAACCUCUCAAACCUUGGCCAAAUCUACAACAGAGAAGAUAUUUCAACGGAUGUUCUGGUAAGUAUCAAUAUAUUUUGGAAGUUCCUUCCAUUUCUGUCUUUCCAGUUGGUGGCUGCAGGAGAAUGGAAACAAAUAACAUUAGUGUUUAUGCUCAAAGCAACAAAGUAAAGAAAAUGUUGAGAAAAAAGCAGGGGAAAUGUCAUCAUAAUGAUUAUUCAAGUACAUACUGCUUAUACACCAUAAAUUAAGUAGAGAGAGUUUCAUUGUUGUGAAAUGCUAUCAAUAGAAGGAUCCUAGAGAAGCCCAUAUAACAUUUAACUAUCAAUCGCCUAUUAGGAUUCAAGCAUGAUAUGAUGGCUCAUUAUUAAUUCAUCUUUUUCUCCUUGCAAGGCAAGGGGUCAAGUCCUAGGUGAUGAUGGAGUUCGUGUUCACAGCUUGGUCCUUCCUGGGCUUCCAUCCAAUACAACAGUUUACUUCUCUGGCCCCGGAGAGGCAUGUUCUCUGAAGUAUUCUAUCUUCUUUGUUAAAAGAUUAGAAAGUAUUUCUUGAGUACUUUACCUUUAUUACCACUCUGAUCCAAAAGCCCUGCAACACUGGCUGCAGGUUUAUACAAUCAAACAUGACAUAACAGAUGUGCGGUGCCUCAUGCCAGGCUUAAUCUUGGCUAUCAGAAAGGUUGUAAGACUAAAGGUAAGUCAUCAAACAAUAAUUCAUCUCUCACCUCAAGCAUUCUGCCUCAUCUGAUCACGAAGUAAAACUAUAGUCAUUAACCUGAUCACUUCUACAGAAUCUGGUGUAUGGCUUGGAGAAAUUUUUGUAGGAUCCGAUUAUACUUCAAUCACCUUGGCAUGCAGCUUUAACCUUCAUAUAGAGUUGAUGCAAGAACGAUGUCAUCCUGCAAGAUUAUAUUUUAUAGAGGAAUCAAUAUUAUCUGGCAGAGGUAUUUUGCAAAAGAGGCUUCAGUCAAAAUGGGGGAAAAAUUAAAUCUUCUCAGCAUUUUCCUUUCUAUCAGAUUUUAAAUUGCUCAAAUUGAUGCACCUUUAAGACAAUUUGGUAUUUUGAGUGAGGUACUGACUGAACAACGGUACUAUAUAUGCUUCUUCAAAGGCCCUCGCUUAUCAUUUUGUUUUACA
This is a messenger RNA of Rubroshorea leprosula, 2072 nucleotides long. NCBI's taxonomy places the organism in Eukaryota, Viridiplantae, Streptophyta, Magnoliopsida, Malvales, Dipterocarpaceae. The record is from the annotation of a GenBank genome assembly.